This is a messenger RNA of Paramecium pentaurelia, 228 nucleotides long. NCBI's taxonomy places the organism in Eukaryota, Ciliophora, Oligohymenophorea, Peniculida, Parameciidae. The record is from the annotation of a GenBank genome assembly.
AUGUUAAUACUUUUCUUAGUUUAUGUUUAAGGAUAAUUUACAUCGAAAUUACACUUUCAUUAUCCUAAUACUGAUAAAUCCAUUGCAGUAUUUACAAUCACUAAUAAAAAUUAAAUUGAUUUCACUAAUACUACUAAACCAAUUUAAUUAUUUCAAAAAUCACUUUUAGAAAAUUUACACAUUGAUGUCAAACUCAAAGAAUAUAUAUCAGUUCCACUUAAGUUAUGA